AUGUCCACGUGGUUUGGGUUCGGUGCUAUGGUUUUGGACACUGCAAUGAGCGCUACAAGAGCCUCGACCUCACCGGCGAGAUGUGGAGAUGCUGAACAAAAAGAGGCUGACUGCCUCUUUCUCUUACAGAAAUGUGUGGCUUGCGAUCAUACUAGUCUCAAGACUAAACCGCACAAACUAGGUUCCAUAGGUAAGAGACGGGCCAUCACCGAUUUUGUUAAGGUGUCCAACCGAUGACGAUUUGCUGUCAUCAGGUUAUCCUCCACACCGCUUGGACAGUGUGACAGCUUAUCGCCUAGUAUAAACCAGGUUGGCUUUCAUAAGGGUAACUCAACCGAGAUUGCUAUAAACAGGGUCCUGAAGCCUUUCUCAACAACGGGAGUUCAGUGCUCAUGUGGCUCUUGACAUAAAUAACACCUUCAAUUCGGUGCCUUGGGAUCAAGUAGAUGGCUCCCUGGGCAACAAAGGGAUUCUUUCCUACUUGGUUAACAUACUGCGCUCUUACAUAAAGGACCGCACUUUGACCAUUCGUCUCCAGGACAGAUUCAGCUCGGUUUAGAAAUGUCCUUUAGAAUGUCUUCUAUGACGAUCUCCUGAUUAAAAUUUUUUUUUAAUUACCUAUAUUUAUUUACUUUAUUUAUUUAUAAGUAUUUAAGUAUUAACCAUUUUAAUAAUUUUGUUUUUACUUUAUAAUUGUAUUAUUUUUUAUAGCAAGUCAAAUCAAUGGUCUAACUCAGUUAAUGAAAAGGAUUGAAUAUUUAAACAUGAAAUUAAUGUAUACUAAUAUGAAUAUUUACUUCAAUAAAACUUGUAAGAAAUCAAAGCCAAGAAAGGAGCAGAUGCAAUAUGGUUGA
Molecule: messenger RNA, 854 nt
Organism: Cinara cedri
Lineage: Eukaryota; Metazoa; Arthropoda; Insecta; Hemiptera; Aphididae
Source: the annotation of a GenBank genome assembly